Molecule: messenger RNA, 4420 nt
Organism: Durio zibethinus
Lineage: Eukaryota; Viridiplantae; Streptophyta; Magnoliopsida; Malvales; Malvaceae
Product: pleiotropic drug resistance protein 3-like
Cellular component (GO): membrane
Molecular function (GO): ABC-type transporter activity; ATP binding; ATP hydrolysis activity
Source: RefSeq, a predicted model, not a curated record
AAUUCUCAUUUCUCAAGCAACUCCUUGAAACUCUCUUUACGUUGAAAAAAAAAAAAGCAUGGGGCAUGAACUAGGGAACGAUGAGAUAGAACAGCUGGCUGAGACAGGGAGAAACCUCAGGUCAUCUUUCCGCCAGUUCUCUUCAAGCUUCAGGAGUGCUACCUCCGUUAUCGCUGAGUCGUCGUCGUUGAGAGAAAAUAACGACGAUGAGGUGGAGUUGCAGUGGGCUGCAAUUGAGAGAUUACCCACUUCCAAGCGCCUAAGAACGUCAUUGUUCGAUCACAAGCUUUUAAAUGAUAGCAAAGAAGAUGAUGGUAUAAUUGGCAGAAAGGUGAUAGAUGUUGCAGAGCUUGGAGAUUUAGAACGCCGCGUUUUCAUCGAGAAACUCAUUACCAGAAUUGAGGAUGAUAAUCUCCGCCUCUUGAAGAAACUGGAAGAAAGAAUACACAGAGUGGGGUUGGAAUUGCCAACCAUUGAAGUGAGAUUCCAGAAUCUGUCUGUGGAAGCAGAAUGUGAAGUAGUUCAAGGAAAACCCAUCCCUACUCUUUGGAACACCAUCAGCAGUGUAUUCUCUGCUUUGACAAAAGUUAGCAGAUGCAAGUCCCAAUCACACAAGAUAAAAAUUCUCAAAGAUGUCAGCGGCAUCAUUAAGCCCUCAAGGAUGACUCUACUGCUUGGCCCUCCAGGCUGUGGAAAGACCACUUUGUUGCAGGCACUUGCUGGGAAGCUUAACCCAUCUCUCAAGGUCACAGGGGAACUAUCCUACAAUGGUUACAACUUCAGGGAGUUUGUCCCUCAGAAAACAUCAGCUUACAUAAGUCAAUAUGACCUACAUAUUACUGAAAUGACUGUAAGAGAAACACUUGACUUCUCAGCUCGUUGCCAAGGCAUUGGUAGCAGAGCAGAUUUGUUAAAAGAAGUCAGUAGAAGGGAGAAGCAAUCUGGCAUUGUCCCAGAACCAGAUAUAGACACGUACAUGAAGGCAAUUUCUAUUGAAGGAUUAAAAAGAACUCUCCAGACAGACUAUAUAUUGAAGAUUCUUGGAUUGGACAUUUGUGCCGAUACUAUAGUAGGAGAUGCAAUGAACAGAGGAAUCUCAGGUGGUCAAAAGAGAAGGCUGACAACAGGGGAAAUGAUAAUUGGUCCAAAGAAAGCUCUCUUUAUGGAUGAAAUAUCAACUGGCUUAGACAGCUCUACCACCUUCCAAAUAGUUACCUGCCUACAGCAACUAACCCACAUUACAGAGGCCUCACUUUUAAUAUCACUUCUUCAACCGGCACCAGAGACAUUUGAUCUCUUUGAUGACAUUAUUCUAAUGGCAGAAGGAAAGAUUGUAUACCAUGGACCAUGCAGUUCUGUUCAAGAGUUCUUUGAACAUUGCGGUUUUAGGUGCCCUCCACGAAAAGGCGUUGCUGACUUCCUCCAAGAAGUACUUUCUGAAAGGGAUCAAGCGCAGUACUGGUAUCGUAAAGACCAACCUCAUAGUUAUGUUUCUGUGGACAACUUCAUGGUUGCAUUCAUGAAGUUUCACUCAGGGCAGAAGCUAAAUAACGAACUCUGUACACCUUUCAAUAAAUGUGAGAGCCAUAAAAGUGCCUUGUCAUUCAACAUCUAUUCAUUGGGAAAAUGGGAAUUACUCAAAGCAUGUAUGGCAAGAGAGUGGCUUCUCAUGAAGAGAAACUCAUUUGUUUAUGUCUUUAAAUCAACUCAGCUUGUAGUUAUUGCACUGAUAACAAUGACGAUCUUUAUUCGCACUCAGAUGAAACUUGACAUGGUCCAUGCAAGCUAUUACCUAGGUUCCCUGUUUUAUGCACUCAUAAGACUUAUGACGACAGGAAUUGCAGAGUUGGCAUUAACCGUUUCCAGACUUUCAGUAUUCUAUAAGCAAAGAGAUUUCUACUUCUACCCAGCAUGGGCUUAUUCCAUUCCAGCUGCUAUUCUAAAGAUUCCAUUUUCAUUGCUAGAUGCUUUUCUGUGGACAGCUCUUACAUACUAUGUGAUUGGUUACAGUCCUGAACCAGAAAGGUUCUUCCGCCAACUCCUCCUCCUUUUCCUUGUUCAUCAAGUGGCAGUAUCACUAUUCCGUUUGAUUGCAUCAGUUGUUAGAGAUCCACCUUUUGCAGCAAAUUUUAGUCUUUUUACGUUAUUGGUGAUAUUUUUAUUCAGUGGCUUCAUAAUUCCACGACCUUUACUACCGGCUUGGGUCGAAUGGGGCUUUUGGCUUUCACCACUUGCAUAUUCUGAAAUAGGUGUUGCAGUAAACGAAUUUCUGGCUCCAAGGUGGCAAAAGGUUUCAUCUUCAAAUGUGACCUUAGGACAGCAAGUUCUAGAAAAACGUGGGUUAAACUUCACUGACUACUACUAUUGGAUAUCAGUAGGAGCAUUGAUAGGAUUCUGGGUGAUUUUUAACAUUGGAUUCACCUUCGCAUUGAGCCUUUUAAAGUCUCCAGGGAGUUCUCGGGCUAUUAUUUCACAUGAAAGAUUUUCUUACCUAAAAGAAAAAGAGGAUUUGAGAGCCAAAGUUCCGGGAAAAGAACUGCUUACUGUUGACUCUCUAAAAGCUCAAGAAGAAACAAAAGUUAUAGGGAUGGUUUUACCUUUUGAGCCCAUGACGAUAUCAUUUGAGAAUGUGCAAUACUUUGUUGAUACUCCCAAGAAACUGAGAGAGCAAGGGCUUCCACAAAAAAGACUACAGCUACUUCAUGAUGUUACCAGUGCAUUUAGGCCGGGAAUUCUUACAGCUUUGAUGGGUAUUAGUGGAGCAGGAAAAACAACACUAAUGGAUGUACUUUCUGGGAGAAAAACCGGUGGUCAUAUUGAAGGGGAGAUAAGAAUUGGAGGGUACCCCAAAGUCCAAGAGACAUAUGCCAGAAUAUCAGCUUACUGUGAGCAAACUGACAUCCAUUCUCCACUGAUUACGGUAGAGGAAUCAGUGAUGUACUCAGCUUGGUUACGUCUGCCAAACGAGAUUGAUAAGCAUAAACGAUUGGAAUUUGUAGCAGAGGUUCUUCAAAUGAUUGAGUUGGAUGAAAUUAAAGAUGCUUUAGUUGGCAUCCCUCGUGUAAGUGGAAUAUCACCGGAGCAGCGUAAACGGCUAACUAUAGCAGUAGAACUUGUUUCGAAUCCAUCUAUAAUAUUUAUGGAUGAACCCACUUCCGGUUUAGAUGCCAGAGCAGCUGCAAUUGUCAUGCGAGUUGUGAAGAAUAUUGUUAACACAAAGAGGACAAUUGUAUGCACCAUUCAUCAGCCAAGUAUAGACAUAUUUGAAGCAUUUGAUGAGCUCAUUUUGAUGAAAAGAGGAGGACAAAUGAUAUAUGCUGGAGAACUGGGUCAGCAUUCAAGUAGGCUUAUCGAAUACUUUGAGGGUAUACCUGGAGUACCAAAAAUUAAAGAAAACCAUAACCCAGCAACGUGGAUGUUAGAAGUCACUACUCCUUCUGCAGAGGCUCAACUUGGAAUAGACUUUGCUUGUCUCUAUAGAGAAUCUCAUCUCUACCGGAGAAACAAAGAAAUAGUCAAAAGCCUAAGCCUUCCAGCACAGGGUUCAGAGCAACUUCAUUUUUCUACACCCUUUCCACAAAAUGGAUGGGAGCAACUCAAAGCUUGUCUUUGGAAACAACACUUGUCCUAUUGGAGAAGUCCCAAAUACAACUUAGUGCGCUUGGGAUUUACUGUUUUAUCUUCUUGGUUAUAUGGAGCAUUGCUUUGGCAGAAAGGACAGAACCUACAUGAUGAGCAGAAUUUUUUCAACAUAAUGGGAUCGAUGUAUGUUUUCAUGAUAUUCACCGGAAUAAGCAAUUGUUCAUCUGUUCUUCCAUUCAUAGCUACUCAGAGGACAAUUGUCUACCGCGAAAGAUUUGCCAGAAUGUACUCCUCAUGGGCAUAUUCAUUGGCACAGGUGAUUAUUGAGAUUCCAUAUAUCUUUCUUGAAGCAGUAUUAUUCCUGACAAUCACAUAUCCGGCUGUAAACUUCUAUGUAUCAGCUUACAAAGUAUUUUGGUACUUCUACACCAUGUUUUGUACACUGCUCUAUUACAAAUAUUUAGGCAUGAUGCUGGUUUCUUUGACUCCAACUUACCAAGUGGCUACAAUAUUUGCUAGCCUCUGUUACACAUUGAUGAGCUUAUUCUCAGGGUUCCUCAUACCAGGACCGCAAUUCCCUAAAUGGUGGGUUUGGGGCUACUGGAUUUGCCCAACUUCGUGGUCCCUGAAAGGUCUGCUGACUUCACAAUAUGGAGAUAUAAAGGAAACAAUCAUAGCAUUUGGAGAGCAAAAAGCACUAAAUGCCUUCUUGGACAGCCAGUAUGGGUAUAAACAUCAAGAUUUACCUAUCAUAGCCAUUGUACUGCUUGCUUUCCCACUUGUCUUUGCAUCUGUUUUUACAUAUGGUAUAGCUAAACUAAACUAUCAAAGAAGAUAA